UCACAAAAUUUAGACGAGUUCUUAGUUCGCGAAGUUCGCAGCGUGGGAGGUCAUGGAUCUCAAUGACAACCAAGCCAACGUGGCAUUUACUUUUGCCAAGGAGCUCAGCACGAGCGCAUUGACCACCACCAUGGACAUGGCGGGGAAGGUGAAGGACUAUAUUCAGCGAGGUCCAGAAGGUGUGGGUUGGCUUUGCUUCGUCGGUGGCGCUGCUUCUGUUUUUCUUGGAUUGCUGGGUUUCUUGGACAUUGCUGGAAUCCUGAUGAGCCCGCUACAGUACUUGGUGAAUGCCUAUCAAACUGGCUUCGGUUUGGUCGUAUGUGUCCUCGAGGCUCCACCAGAGUGGCUUGGAAGCAACGCCAGACUGGAGAAGGCCCAGCGCUUCAUCCACGAAUUUGCCAAGUUCUUGACGACCUUUGGCGGGCGAGGAUUGUUCUACCUCUUCCAGGGGUCACUCGACCUCUCUUUGGACACCUACUCCUUGACCUUCCUGGUGGGUUGCUACAUGUGCUGCAUGGGCGGUGUGUGCAUUGGCAUGCAAUACGGGCUGCUGCCAGAGUACCAUCGGGACAGAGAUCCUGUGCAGGCGAACGAUUACAUUCGCGUCACGUGAACGCCAAAGAGCGUCUUGAGACGUACUGCCAGCUGCGCGAAACCUG
This is a messenger RNA of Cladocopium goreaui, 659 nucleotides long. NCBI's taxonomy places the organism in Eukaryota, Dinophyceae, Suessiales, Symbiodiniaceae. The record is from the annotation of a GenBank genome assembly.